Messenger RNA from Triticum dicoccoides, 1448 nucleotides. RefSeq names its product RING-H2 finger protein ATL74-like. Gene Ontology annotation, biological process: protein ubiquitination. The coding region runs from base 178 to 738 and encodes 186 amino acids. Gene Ontology annotation, molecular function: transferase activity. Lineage: Eukaryota; Viridiplantae; Streptophyta; Magnoliopsida; Poales; Poaceae. The transcript has 2 exons. The record is from RefSeq and is a predicted model, not a curated record.
UCACUUUCACUUUCACUUUCGCAGCUGCGCCAAGGAAAAGAAAAGAAGAUGUCUCGAUUCCCAUGUAUGCACUACUCGAUCAUAUCCCGAACCAAAACGCUCUCUUGAUUUCUUCCCGAAACCACCACACACACGUCCAUCAGCAGCUCGCGAGCUCAGCUGGUACGCAGGCACACCAUGCGGCGGCUCAGCGACGCAGGGGAGGCCACGCCGCUGGUCACCCCCGCGGCGGCCGCGGCGGCGGGCGGCACCUUGGCAUCGCCGGCCGCUGCGGGGAGCAACGCCAACUUCGACGCCAACAUGGUGAUCAUCCUGGCCGCGCUGCUCUGCGUUCUCAUUUUCGCGCUUGGGCUCAACUCCGUCAUCCGCUGCGUGCUCCACUGCGGCCGCCGGCUCGCGCCGUCGUCGAGCCUCGCGGCCAGCGCCACCACGGCGAGGACGACGACAUCCGUGCACGUGCAGGCGGGGCUCAAGAGGAAGGCGCUGAGGAAGAUACCCGUGGAGGUGUACGGCGGAGCCAAGUCGUCCGGCGGCGCCCUCCCAGCCACGGCCACGGAGUGCGCCAUCUGCCUCGGCGAGUUCGCCGACGGCGAGAAGGUACGCGUGCUCCCGCGGUGCCACCACGGAUUCCACGUCCGCUGCAUCGACAUGUGGCUCGCUACGCACACCUCCUGCCCCAACUGCCGGGCCUCGCUCGCUGAGGACGGCGCCGCCGCUGCCAACGGCGGAGGGAGAUAGCGCCGGACAGGCCGGUGACGCAGCAUUGGGAAGUGUGGCAACAGCCGCCGGAGCAGGCGGACCGGUGAGGUGGUACAGCUAGGGAGGCGCGUCGGCGGCCAUCUCGAUGAGGUGGGGAAGCGAAGGGGGGCAUCCUAGCGGUGGCGGCCGGCAUGGUGGAGCUGGGCACAAGAGGCGGCCGUCCUAGCGGUGGCAUGGUGACGCGGCGGAGAGGAGCGACGAAGGGGCAACAUGGCGGCGCAGGGCACACAUCCUGAACUUUCAUGUGGGUUUUUACCCGUCAAAUUAUACGGAAAGAACUAUCUUUUCGUGGUUAAGGGAAGGUGGGGUGGUUUCACGGGUCCUUUAAAAUAUUUCCAGGUUCAUGGGAGCUAUUGGAAUUGCUCUUAGUGUGUUUGUCAACGGUACAUUUGACUAUUGAUAAGGGUGAUGCCAACAGAUGAUCUAGUUUCAGCCAGUGGCAGAGACAAGCCUGGGGCAGUUGGGGCUAUAGCCCCAGGCCUAGUAACAACUUUCCUUGUAAUUCCUUUAUACAAAGUACGGAAAAUCAUGAAAAUUUAUCACUCAACAUAGAACAGCCCCAGGCGUAACAUGCUUCUAGCUCCGCCACUGGUUUCAGCGAAAAUAAUCACCACUCGCGGGUCAAAAAUUAAAUAUUGGUCUGUGGUGGCAUUGUUAUCAUGACUGUCGAACAAGAGCUAAGUGUUAUG